UAGCUCUCUGCAGCCUCGGCUUCCGCCUUACGUUUUAAUAAAGGCUCGCAGGCACUGCAGCAGGAUUCAAACCCUCCACUGCAGAGGACUGACCCGCUGUGUGAGCAUAGGACUGACCGGGUGUCAGCGUCACAGACCGGGAUGGACAAGUGGCUGAUGUUGGCUGUGUCUCUGACUCUGGUCCUGGAUCAGGUGAACUGCAGGAGAGUCACUAAGGCUCAGAUUCUGGGUUUCGACUGGAAGAACUGUGGGAAGCCCGACGAUCCGGCGGUUCUGAACAAUCUGACCGUGUCCCCGGACCCCAUCACCAUCCCAGGAGACCUGACGGCCUCGGCCUCCGGAGCCACCACCGUGGAGCUGGCCACUCCUCUGUCUGUGACUGUGACCAUGGAGAAGGAGGUGGCCGGCUUCUGGGUGAAGAUUCCCUGUGUGGAGGAGAUCGGCAGCUGUCACUACCCGGACAUCUGUGAUAUUCUGAGCCAGCUGAUCCCACCGGGUCAGGACUGUCCGGAGCCGCUGCACACGUACGGACUCCCCUGCCGCUGCCCCUUCAAAGCCGGCUCGUACUCUCUCCCCCAGUCCGACUUCUCCCUGCCCCACGUGGACCUGCCGUACUGGCUGACCAACGGGGACUACCGUGUGCAGGGCGUCCUGGGCAGCAAGGGGGGGGAGCUGGGCUGCCUCAAGCUGGCUCUGUCCCUUCACUCCACCUGAACAACAACACGGACCGACACAAGGUUUUUCUUUGUGUGUUUAUUUGCAUGCACAAAAAGAACAUUUGGAAGUGAAAGCAGAAGUUGCACAAAGUCCUGAAACUGGUUUAACAAUACACCAAACACGUGUUAUACAUUAACCUGCAGAAUAACAAGCGUUUGUAAAGUCCAACCACGACAAAUAUGGUACGGAGAUAAUUUUUUUAUGCACAAAAACUAGUUUCUCCUGUUUUUUUACAAUCAUCUGAGCCAUCAAACAUUCAAUUAACCAGUAACAGCUUCAUGUACCUGCUACAGACAAAGAUCCAUUCAGCACCUGAACUUUAAAAUCACGUUUCUAAAGCUCAGAAAACAAUUAGUAUUUCAUGUUUUCUUCAGUUCUCCAAGAAAUAAAAACUGGAGCUGAUUCAAAGUGACGGAACUUUUAAAAUAUUUUAGAGUCAACAUGAAACCAAAGCUCAGAGGAAUCUAAAGGUUUCUGUCUGAUCUGUCUUUUGCACUGGAAGAAUUAUCUCUUAUGCCAAACACUGAGAAUAAUAUUUUAAUUUCAACUCUCCAGGUAUGAGCCUUAUAAAUUAAUACUUUUCAAAAUGCCCAAUACCUAGUUCAUAUAGUAGUAUAUCUAAACAUUUCAAUGGAUAUUUAGAUUUUUAUAUUCUGAUCAGAGUGAGAAACAUAAAAUGAGAAAAAGGAAAUCGUCAUUAGCCCAGAAAGGUCGAGAGGAAUUGAAAAGUUGUAGAAAUUAAAACUGAGAAGUUUGAACAAGUAACAAAAAGUGAGAGGGAACCAAAACACCAACAUUUAUCCAAAGAUGAAAUGUUUGUCCUCUUCUGGAUUUGAAACCUCUUGGUUUUAUUCUGUGAAGUCGCAGUUUCACAUCCUCGUUUUCAGAUCCUCUUCGUCCGGCUCAUUUAUAUCUGUGGUUAGAAAGUUAGAAGUUUCUGAUCCUGCUUGAUUCUUUGACCUCAACAUGAUUUGAAUGAUCCGUCACUGCAGUAACAUGCGAUACUGAGGUACGACCAGGAGAGGGCGAUCUUCUCAUGUCUGCUGCAGCUCAGUCACAUUAAAUCAAACUUUUAAUUCUUCACUCUCACUUUUCACUGUGAACAAACAGAACAAAAACAUUUAUUUGAAAUAACGAACUUCCUCAGAAUUCAAAUGUGUCAAAGUGUUUUUUUAAACAUUGAUUUUCUCGCUGAAAAACUUUUAAUUUGUCCUUUUUUAUCUUAAGGAAAAUCAAACGUCGUAGUUGUGUGUUUUUUUUGUGAUUACAUUUUAUUUGAAUGUGUUUGAGUUUUGGAAUUUGAGAUUUCCUUUCUAUUUCCUUUUGUACUGAGCGCCUGGUGCGAUGCUGUCGUCCAUUUCAGUGCAGCUUUACAGAUUCUUUGCUAGAGAAUAAAAUGAUGAGUUAAAGUUUAUUUUUUAGUUAAUUAUGAUUUUAAAUCACUUGUUUUUCUACUGUGCUGAUGGCAAAUUAUAUACAGAUUUUAAUAAACUCAAUGAAAGAA
Messenger RNA from Platichthys flesus (European flounder), 2221 nucleotides. It is a transcript of the gene gm2a, whose product is annotated as ganglioside GM2 activator. Gene Ontology annotation, molecular function: enzyme activator activity; lipid carrier activity. Lineage: Eukaryota; Metazoa; Chordata; Actinopteri; Pleuronectiformes; Pleuronectidae. Gene Ontology annotation, cellular component: cytoplasmic side of plasma membrane. Gene Ontology annotation, biological process: ganglioside catabolic process; lipid transport. The transcript is spliced from 4 exons. The record is from RefSeq and is a predicted model, not a curated record. The coding region runs from base 142 to 714 and encodes 190 amino acids.